Molecule: messenger RNA, 1075 nt
Organism: Cercospora beticola
Lineage: Eukaryota; Fungi; Ascomycota; Dothideomycetes; Mycosphaerellales; Mycosphaerellaceae
Gene: RPL31
Product: 60S ribosomal protein eL31
Biological process (GO): cytoplasmic translation
Cellular component (GO): cytosolic large ribosomal subunit; ribosome
Molecular function (GO): structural constituent of ribosome
Source: RefSeq, a predicted model, not a curated record
GCCCUUCCCACAAACCCAGACUUUUCGCAAAGAGCUCUGGUGCGUGAAACUUCGAAGACGACGUCGACGACCACAUCACCCAACGAACCUCUCUCGAUCCGCCCGUCGCAUCUCCUCACCUCUCGCCAUGUCUUCCAAGACCCAGACCAAGAAGCCCGCGGGCAAGAGCGGCCGCUCCGCCAUCGAGGAUGUCGUCGCGCGCGAAUACACCAUCCACCUCCACAAGAGAGUCCACGGCGUCAGCUUCAAGAAGAGAGCUCCUCGUGCUAUCAAGGAGAUCCGCGCUUUCGCUGAGAAGGCUAUGGGUACCUCCGACGUCCGCCUCGACCCUCAGUUGAACAAGAAGGUCUGGGAGUCCGGCAUCAAGGGCGUCCCUUUCCGCCUCCGUGUCCGCAUCAGCCGUAAGCGUAACGACGAGGAGGGCGCCAAGGAGAAGCUCUACUCCUACGUCCAGGCCGUCAACGUCAAGAACCCCAAGGGUCUCCUGACCGCCGUCGUUGAGGACCAGCAAUAGAUCGCUCGGUAGGCUCCGAUGGAUGCAAGGACAAUAAGGACAUGAUGAACAGUGGCUUCUCUUUUCUACAUUCAGAGCAAGGCGUUACAUUGGAUGGAUGAGGAUACCCUCUGCUAGAACGGCCAGCCUGCUCAACACGAGCGGAAACGCAGUCGCGGUUAAGGGCAGAGUACAUGGCACUCUAGCAUUACGAGUGAAAAGUACGUCUCUAUGACAAUCAAUUGAAAGAAAAGCCUGCCGUUCAUCACAUCGUGAAUUGGUUUCAUCCUCAAUAUUGAUCUCGCGAUGCCACUCGCCGCCAAUUCGUGGGCCGACAUGGCUCUUGAUAGAUACCUUCCACUCAACUGUACUCCAUGGGCUCAUCUCUGUGCUAAGUUGUGCUCGACAGCACAUCUUGCACGACUGCAUGACCACUUGUGCCAGGGACUGAGGCCUUCAGCACCGAGACGCGCAUGCAGGCGUUUCGAACCCUCCACACGCGCAUGACAUAUACCCACAGUCAUGGGCUCGAGCUACACAUACUCGUGUCCGAUAUUGGAAACUCGUUAUACCAACCUCGUU